UUCAGGCCCAUUACCGGCUAUUUUACUCGAUCAUCGACUUUCAAACCAAAAUGUGGAUUCUUAUCGUAUCGGCUUUGGUCGUUGCUUCUGCAGCUCUAGUAGAGGAUGAUUAUUGCAAGAAGGGUGCUUAUAGAAUAUGUGAAGCUGAAAAGCCUUCCAGUUUUCCAGAAAAUGAGAAGGAGUUCGACGAGACAUGUCCUAUUCUACUCGAGCAGUUCCGUUGUAUGCAGGACAUGCCUUAAAAUGUCAAGCAGAAAGGCUUCAAUGGUAUACUUCACAUUAUGAGCUUCUGCAAGAUCUCUGCCGCAAAGAUUCGAUCCUUCAUGAAACUAUUGCAAAGAAUAUAGGAUGCAUCAAAGACAGCGUAACGGAAGAAUGUUCAGAAAAAAUAUCCGCAGUUCUCGAUGCUUACGUAGAUUCCUUAAACGGAACAGGUGCUGAGCCCUUUGCUGAAGAAGAUUGGAAGAAAGUUGAAUGCAUGUACGACGCCUACUCCGUUACUUGCGCCGCUGAUAGUGCUUCACGAAAAUGUGGCAGAAUGGUUAAGGCUUCCAUUCUAGAAAUGGCCCGUCGUAUUAAUUAUCUCGAAAGGACGGAAAGAUGCCCUAGAAAUGUGAGACAAGAGAUGGUUCAAAAUAUCCCAGAUAUGGAGAUCAGCAUGGAGCAAAAACUGCUGCUCGAAGAAGUACUCUUGGAAAUCUGAAAGAAGAAAUGGAUGAAGCAGAUACCAGAAGAAACUCAUUUCACGUGCAUUAAUUGAUAUUGUAGAACAUACGAUUACGAAAUUGAAUGUAUAAUGAACAUAUGAUUACGAAAUUGAAUGUACUUUUUGUAAACAAUUUUAAUUUGCUGUACACUAAAAACUUUUUCUUUUUUCAAUACAGCUUAAAUGU
Stegodyphus dumicola is the source of this 893-nucleotide messenger RNA. RefSeq lists its product as uncharacterized. The record is from RefSeq and is a predicted model, not a curated record. NCBI's taxonomy places the organism in Eukaryota, Metazoa, Arthropoda, Arachnida, Araneae, Eresidae.